Dentiscutata heterogama is the source of this 661-nucleotide messenger RNA. Lineage: Eukaryota; Fungi; Glomeromycota; Glomeromycetes; Diversisporales; Gigasporaceae. The record is from the annotation of a GenBank genome assembly.
UACAACUGCAUACGUUUUGCGUUUAGUGCAACCGUGGUAUGGUAGUGGACGAACUGUAGUUGGUGAUAGUUGGUUUGGGUUCCCGAAGCUUUGUAUAGCAUUAAUGCAGAAUGGAUUAUAUAGUAUCUUUCAUGUUAAAAAAAGGCGAGGGUGGCCUCUUAAUUAUCCCGGUGAUAUGGUUCAAAGGCUUGGAAGCACAUACGGAUCUUAUGUUUCAAAAGUCGCAAAUAUUGAUAAUGUAUAUUUAAUGGCGGCUUCCUUGAAAGAUCGAAAACCACAAUGUAUUGUUGCAACUGUAUCGACUACAACAAAGAGUGAUGAGGUUAAACGUGUAGUUAAGGAAUGUACUAACUCUUCGGUGGUUAAAUUUACAAGACCAAAAGUCUUUUAUGAAUAUUCUUGUUCUAAAGGUGCUGUCGAUAUUAAUAAUCAGGUGCGUGACAAUAUGACAUCUUUUCAUGAUGUUAUGCGUGAAUCUAGCUGGGAGAUGCGUGUAUAUGCUUUUUUAUUAGGAGUUGCUGAGGCAAAUGCUUUUUUGAUCUAUAAAAAAUGGGGUAGUGAGAUGCAUAAUAUAUCACAUUUUGAUUUUAGACGAUUAUUAGCAGACGAGAUGCUUAGUGAGAUUUUUUCUGAUAGUGAAGUUGUAUUACCAAAUACAUGA